This is a messenger RNA of Haliotis rubra (blacklip abalone), 2192 nucleotides long. RefSeq lists its product as uncharacterized. Bases 290 to 583 code for a protein of 97 amino acids. Lineage: Eukaryota; Metazoa; Mollusca; Gastropoda; Lepetellida; Haliotidae. The record is from RefSeq and is a predicted model, not a curated record. The transcript is spliced from 4 exons.
GGCGCCACUGUUAUUAGGUCAUAAGUAUAAUUUUCCUUUUGAGUUGCUUUUUGUAAUUUGACCUAUUGAUUUUGACAUUUUAUACAAUAGAAAAGAAAUUUUAUAGAGUUUGGUAAUUUUGUUACAACAUAGUCAACUAAGAGUUUGAAGAUUGCGCAUGACCGUUGCUAUUAGAGACCAAGGCACAAGGUUACGCACAAGAUUCCUUUAAAGUCUGUCAUUGUUGAGACAUUUGCACUGUUAUUGCUUGUUGAUUAUUACUGUCAACACCGCAGAUCUGUCAACUACCAUGGCCAACAGCUAUCACAUGGAAGCUCUCAGGAAACAACGGCUAUUAGACCGAAAGAAUGAAGCACUUACGCGAUUGGAAAGCCAGGGAUCUGAUUUGACAAGAGAAGCAGUGAUGGAUGGUUAUCUUUCAAAAAAGACACCAAAGGAAUCUGUGCUCAUCACCGAUGGAGGCCAGUUUGAUCAACAGAGGAAUCAAGGAGUGUUCAUUCAUGGAUUGGAAAGGAAUGGAAUAGACGUCAGUAUGAUCACAGUCGAGAGGGUCCUGUUCUCCCCUGUACUUGGACAAGUUUGAAAAAAGAACUUGAGUUUCGGGAGGUAACCACUUCAUUUUUUCGAGCUUCAGCUGCAAAGACUAAUUCAUCUUGAAAUUUCAUAUGAGUACUGCUGCAAUAUAGGUUUUGAGUACUAAUGAGUAUUUAUGGGACCUUUGUUUGUCACUUGUUAUUAUUGUGUACAGUGGAUUUCUGCGAAGAUGAACAAAAUAUUUGCCUGGAACUAUAUUCACUCAUCUAGUCAUUAUUUCAGCAGCCCAAAUAAGAUAAAAUAUAUAGACAAGUGAUACAUUAAUAUGCAAAGGUUAAAUUCAAUAUGAAUAUAAGGCCAGUACUAAAAAUCAAUAGACUCCAACCAGGCAAAAAGUUUGUUCUCCUGGAUAAUCUUACAAUAUUGACUAUGUUGCCCUUUAGAAUAUCUCUCAAAUUUUCAUGUUUGCCUCAAUCCUAAAUCCUUUUGUCAUAUCUUUGCAUGUUCUCAUUGGAAGCAAUAAUCAGUGUCAGAUGUUAAGAAAGUGUAUUUCCUGUGCUUACAUCUUGACUUGCACUUUCUUUUCAUUUUGUUGAUUGUUUUGGGGUUUUGGUUUGCAUAUUCACACUGGGAAAGUUGACAAUGGAACUUUGUCUAAAAAACUUCUUACAUAUUAUAUAAGUACAACCUUGAGUACAGGCUCAAAUUUGUCAAAGGGAAGACUGGACAUGAACACUCUCUUCAGUUGUAUCACAUAAACAAAUGAAGCAUCAAGUUUUAUGAAUUACAAUGUCAGGACAUUUUUUAAUGUAUAUUGUAAUAAAUUGUCCCAUUUUUCAUUGAAAUCUUCCCCUUUCCCCCUCUUUUUCACAUCACCUUUGUUGUAGUCAUUGGGUGUAUAUCUUUCCAAGCACAUUUAUCUUUCUCCAUUCUAAUAUGUUUGAAAUGGCUACUGAAAAUGAAUAUGUUUGAUUUGUUUCAUAUUUUGCAAGAAGGUGAAAGAUGCAAGACAUUUGAUUGUGCAAAAUUUUCAUACUUGGUUAUAAUUGAAUGAGUUCAUACAGGCCCUAAAUAUUCAAUAUUUUCUUUUUCUCAUAAGUAUAUCUUUUUGCACAGAUUUGCUGAAGUAAACCACCAGUUUGAUGGAAUUUUAUAUGAAGUGUGGUGUAUUGUAUAUGAACAUGCUCUAUCUUGUGUUUUGGUUUAGCUGUAUCAUUUCUAUUGAAUGCUGUGUAAUGUUACCACCAAUGUGUAAUGUACCAACUGUAAUAUAUUGUACAAUGAAGGCCGGUGGAUAUGUACUUAGUAGAAGUGAAAGAAAAUAUAUUAUCAUAUCUCAACCAUUUAGAACAUUGGAAACAUAGUAAACCAAGUGGUAGAUUCUCUUAACUUGGAUAGACUUCAUGUUUUAUUAUCCUACGGAUAAGUGAAACAAAUCCAUGCAUAUGGUUGAAUGUGUUUGACAGAUUGUCAGUCGAAACAUGUUUUAAGACCUGUGUGCAUUGAGCUUCCGCUGCUUACCAUAGACAAAAGUAUUGACCAGAAACUUUCACAUACCAUUGUUGGUAUGCUUUACCUUAUCAGUAUUACACUUGUUACAUUUGUUUAUACAACAUUUGCCUCUUUAUGUAUAUUUAAUAAAAUAUAUUACAUUGGAA